UCUCAUUCUCAUUCACCCAUUACUGCUGUAGCUUCAGGAGUGGCAUUUGGAAUGAUAAAGACUUUGGUGUUGCCGAUCCAGUGAAGUUUCCCACUACAAAGUUUGAAGGGUCUAACCAGUUAAGAUACAAAGAAACAAAGAUGGAUCUCACUAUAACACGCCCUGAUGAUUGGCAUCUUCACCUUCGUGAUGGUGAACUUCUUGAAGCUGUCGUCCCCCACAGUGCAAGUCAUUUUGGGAGGGGAAUAGUGAUGCCUAAUCUGAAGCCCCCUAUCACCACCACUGCUGCAGCUGUGGCUUACCGAGAAUCUAUCUUAAAAGCACUGCCUUCUGGUAGUGAAUUCACUCCUCUUAUGACACUUUAUUUGACGGAUACCACUAGUCCUAAAGAGAUCAAGCUUGCAAGAAAAAGUGGGGUCGUAUUUGCUGUAAAGCUUUACCCUGCUGGUGCUACAACAAAUUCUCAAGAUGGAGUUACAGAUCUUUUCGGAAAAUGCCUACCUGUCCUCGAGGAGAUGGUUGAACAGAAUAUGCCUCUGCUGGUUCAUGGGGAGGUUACAGAUCCUGAGGUUGAUGUAUUUGAUCGUGAAAAGGUAUUUAUUGAAUCUGUUUUACAACCUUUAAUCCAAAGGCUUCCACAGCUGAAGGUCGUCAUGGAGCAUAUAACUACUAUGGAUGCUGUUAAGUUUGUUGAGUCUUGCGAAGAAGGUUCUGUAGCAGCAACAGUUACUCCACAGCAUCUUCUUCUGAACAGAAAUGCUCUAUUUCAAGGAGGAUUACAGCCUCACAACUACUGUCUGCCUGUACUCAAAAGGGAGAUCCACAGACAGGCUAUUGUAUCAGCUGUUACUAGUGGAAACAAAAGAUUUUUUCUUGGAACUGAUAGUGCUCCUCAUGAAAAGCGAAGAAAAGAAUGUCCUUGUGGUUGUGCUGGUAUAUACAGUGCCCCUGUUGCUCUAUCAUUGUAUGCAAAGGUCUUUGAAGAGGCAGGUGCUCUUGACAAGCUAGAGGCAUUUACAAGCUUUAAUGGGCCAGACUUUUAUGGCCUUCCUCGGAAUACAUCAAAAACAAAGCUGAGCAGAACUUCAUGGAAGGUACCAGAGUACUUCUCAUUUCCAUUUGGAGACAUCAUACCGAUGUUUGCAGGAGAAACACUUGAAUGGCAGCCGUCCUUGAACUGAUUCCAAUUUCACAAUAACCGACCUUAUCAUUCACUUCAACUGUUUCAUCUCUCUAGCUAUUAGCACCUUUUUUUGGGUUUAAAUCUUUGCAAUAUUUUUAAUACUGCAUUGCAGUAUUUAAGAAUGUGAAGUUUAAUACUUAAUGUAAAAUGGACAACAUGUUUACAACCUUUGAUGAUCCAUCUUGGAUGUAAAUCUAAGGGUGAGAAAUAUUAUUUUAAAUUUAAGUUGUUUUGUUUUCCACCGUUAGAUUUACAUCAAAUGGUGAUUGACCAUAAUUUUUUUGGUCACUAGGUGACCAUGUG
Messenger RNA from Fragaria vesca subsp. vesca, 1486 nucleotides. RefSeq names its product dihydroorotase, mitochondrial-like. NCBI's taxonomy places the organism in Eukaryota, Viridiplantae, Streptophyta, Magnoliopsida, Rosales, Rosaceae. Gene Ontology annotation, molecular function: dihydroorotase activity. The transcript has 9 exons. Bases 141 to 1181 code for a protein of 346 amino acids. Gene Ontology annotation, biological process: pyrimidine nucleotide biosynthetic process; 'de novo' pyrimidine nucleobase biosynthetic process. Gene Ontology annotation, cellular component: chloroplast; cytoplasm. The record is from RefSeq and is a predicted model, not a curated record.